AUGUUUGUUUGCUUUAGUGGAAAGAAUGAUUUGGAUGAGUUUGACGAGGAAGCGAGUAUUAAGUGUCAAGAAGAAGGAACAAGAGAAGUUAUACACCUAUCGUCUGGUGAGGAUACACCUAAGGACAAUCCCAGUUACAGUCCUAAUUUUUUAAGUGACAAUCUUGAUUACAGUCCUAUUCCUCUAUCUUAUGAUGUUUAUGCCCCUAUUGCUCCACCUUACAGCCCUAUUCCUCACAAUUUUGAAAGUCAUGUUUCUGAUGCGAGUAGUAGUCCAGAUUUACCACCAGUGACGUUUUUAAACAAUUCUGGACGUUCUAAAGAAAAGGAGGAAGUAACAGACCUCAAAAGCUGUAUUAAACAGUUGCAGUCUAUCAAUAAAACAUUGACUGCACCACAUCUUUAUUUGGAAUUUCGGAGAGAUUUUAUCCUUACAGAUGCUCUGAAGCAUUCUACUAAGCCUAAAUUUGACCCAAAGAAUCAGUUAAAAGUAACUUUUGUUGGUGAAGCUGGAGAAGAUAUUGGGGGACUACGCAGGGAAUUUUGGAGGUUAUUUGUGUCAUCAGCAGCUCAAGAAUAUUUUAUAGGAGAAGCUUCUUGCAAGACCUUUCAACCAAAUGUACAGGCUCUGCAGGAUGAAGUUUAUGAAAGACUUGGAGAAUGGAUAGCCAUGUCAGUGGUACAGGAUGGUUUUGGCUUUCCAAUGUUAGCACCUUCAAUAUAUGAAUACAUGGUCACAGGAACAUGUACAUGUACUAAUAUUCCGGUACAAGACAUACCUGAACCCAGAGUCAGCUCACUUGUUUUGAUGAUUUGCUCUGCUGAGACAGUUGAGGAACUAAAGUCAAUAUUUGAUGAUGAUACUUAUGCUAAUGCCUUGUUUGAGACUGGAUACAAGAAGCCAAUUUCUUCGCUGACUCUUCACAACAAGGAAGAGCUUACUAAUGUUAUUUCUACUUACCAUACUUUGAUCAAAGUGAAGGCACAAAUAGACCAAUUUGUGAAGGGUCUUGAAAGUCUCAAUAUUCACUCGUACAUGGUUAAAUUUCCUGCAAUUAUGAAGACAUUGUUUGUGAAGGAGAAUGAAAAGCUGACGGCAGAAUACGUUAAAGGAUUGAUUAAAGUCAAGUUUUCGGACAAGGAAUCUUUGCUUCGCCAGAAGGAGGAAGCAACUUACAUGCAUUUCGUUGAUUUUUUGGAUGAAUGUGAAGAAGGAUCAAUUGAUGUGACUUUAGAUGAUGUAUUAAUAUUUCUCACUGGCAGUGAUAGAGAGCCUCCUCUUGGUUUUUCCCGCACACCGGAGGUAACAUUCCUACAUGAUGCAAGUCGCACUAUGGCUUUAGCUUCAACCUGUACAUUGGAACUCAAGCUGCCUACCUGUCAUAACGAGUAUUCUAGUUUUUGCUCUUCAAUGAAAUGGUCUUUCAAAGGACAUGGUGGCUUUCAUGUAGUUUAG
Messenger RNA from Amphimedon queenslandica, 1455 nucleotides. Its product is annotated as G2/M phase-specific E3 ubiquitin-protein ligase-like. Lineage: Eukaryota; Metazoa; Porifera; Demospongiae; Haplosclerida; Niphatidae. The coding region runs from base 1 to 1455 and encodes 484 amino acids. The transcript is spliced from 9 exons. Gene Ontology annotation, molecular function: ubiquitin-protein transferase activity. The record is from RefSeq and is a predicted model, not a curated record.